AUGAUUCCUUAAUUUCCAUAAUUUUUGCUGUUAAACACAAACUUAUUUUCUAAAAAUUACCUCAUUAUUUUCAAAUAUUUUUAGGUACUAGUUAUUUUCAAAAUAUGUGUGCUGAUUAUAAUUUAUUUGCCUCUGAUAGUUGUUUUUCAAAUAUCUAUGAUUGUGUUGAAGGUUGUAGUAGUUGUAUUAAAGGUGAAUGUUGGGUUUGCUAAGAUGGUUGAGAAUAUAAAAAUAGUUUAAGAAUAUUUAUUCCAAUUUAUGGAGAUUCAAGAAUAACCAGUUAUGAAUAAUGUGACGAUGGAAAUUAAAUGCCUAAUGAUGGAUGUCAUUUAUGUAUAUAUUCUUGUAUAAAAAAUUUCUUUUUAUGUUAAUUUGGAAUUUGUCAUUUAUGCAAUAUUACAUCUAGAUUAUCAGUUGAUUAAUAAAUUUUUAUAAGAAUUGAUGAUGACUAAGAUGUUAAAAACCUUAUUUAAACUUAAGUUUUUUGAAAUGAUUUACGAUUAUGCUCAAAAGAGUGCUAAAUUUGGUAAAAAUGUUCAGAUUUAUAAUAGAAUAUUUGCUAUCAUAUUUAUCAGCAAAUGAUAGAAUAAUCAUCAGAAACAGUGGAAGAAAGUAAAGAAGAAGAGGAAGAAGAAAGAAAAAGAGUAUGAGAAUCUUACUAUUGAGUGCAUGUCUUAUUGUUUACAUUGUGAAGAUUAGCAUUCUUGUUUACAAUGUGAAUGAAUUUUUAAAUUAAAAAAUAAAUAAUACUUGCCAAUUUGUGGUGAUGAUGUUAUUAUUUAAGGAUAUGAGGAUUGUGAAGAUGGAAAUAAUGAUCCAUACGAUGGAUGUUAUUAAUGUUAAUUUCAAUGUUCAUUUGGAUGCAUAAGUUGUGAAUAAGGCAAUAUUUGUAGAAAAUGUGAUAAUUUAACUAUUUUAAAUAAUGAUACUGGAUAAUGUGAAAAAGAAGAUAUUUACAAUUCUAAUUAAUUUACUGAGGAGAAUAAUACAAACUCAAAUAGUAUAUUAGGAAUAUAAAAUUCAAUUUUAGAUGAUAAUUAAUGUGGAAAUGGUAUACUUAAUAACAAUUAUGAAUUAUGUGAUGAUGGGAAUAAUGUUGGAGAUGAUGGAUGCUCAAGUAUGUGUCUAAUUGAAGAUAACUGGAACUGUAAAAAUUAAUUCUAUCAAAGUAUAUGCUUUCCCAAAACAUAACUUUUAUUAACAUAUUUAAAUCAUUCAAAUUCUUAUUAAUAUGUUGAAUUAUCUUUUAGUAAUUAAGUAAAAACUAUGUAAUCUAAUGUUAAUUUUAUUGAUUGCAUUGAUAUCAAAUUAUCGACCAAAAAUUACAGUUUUUUGA
This is a messenger RNA of Paramecium pentaurelia, 1336 nucleotides long. NCBI's taxonomy places the organism in Eukaryota, Ciliophora, Oligohymenophorea, Peniculida, Parameciidae. The record is from the annotation of a GenBank genome assembly.